Messenger RNA from Pleuronectes platessa (European plaice), 5669 nucleotides. RefSeq names its product RELT like 2 (gene rell2). Gene Ontology annotation, biological process: positive regulation of cell-substrate adhesion; positive regulation of p38MAPK cascade. The record is from RefSeq and is a predicted model, not a curated record. The transcript has 7 exons. Bases 247 to 2562 code for a protein of 771 amino acids. NCBI's taxonomy places the organism in Eukaryota, Metazoa, Chordata, Actinopteri, Pleuronectiformes, Pleuronectidae.
UACAUGUUCACAAUCUACGCUGAGUGUAUACACACAUGCUUGUUUAGAUGGAAGUUAGUCUAUUAGGACUGGUGUAUUUCAAAUGUUUUCAGGUUAACUUGGGGGUUUCAUUGGUAAACCAACAAGGCUGAGGUUCUCUUGUGUAAUAUCUGCCCUUUUCCUUCUCACGCUGUCUGUGUGCCCGCGUCUCUCUCUUGAGAUAAGGUGGGGCUAAUGGGGAACUGUCUGCUGAACUGACUACGAUGGAUGGAUGGAUCCACUGCUGACAGACUAGAAAAUGAUUUGAUCCAGAUUAUGACAGACUCUGAAGCUUCAAGUGCGGGGGAGAAUACCCCUCCCUACAUGAUAUUUGUGGUGGUGUUCCUCUUCUUCGUCACUGGACUGCUGGGUUUCCUCAUCUGCCACCUGCUGAAGAAGAAAGGCUACCGCUGCCGAACUGGAGACAUGGACAAUGAAGAUGAGGAUGAGAAAGUUGGAGGAAAUACAGAUGAGGAGGAUGAAGAGAACCAAGAUACGGUGGAGCAAAUCCUCAAGUGCAUCAUUGAAAAUGAAGCAAACAUGGAAGCUUUCAAUGAGAUGUUGGGAAACCACAAUGUCUGUGUGCGCCAUGACCCCAGGUUGCGCAAGGAAUCAAUUGGUGGUGUUCCCCCUCAUCACCACACAGUCCACUCAGGCACCGACCACAACUCCUGCCACCUCUGUGCUCAGGUUCAAUCUAAAAAGGGCCGCAGACAAAGCAGAACCCCCCGAUUCAGACAACGGCCUGGAGAACAGACCGUAUUCUCUGUUGGCAGAUUUCGGGUGACGCACAAUGAUAAGAAGCUCCAUGGAGGUCCCAAUCCAUUGGUUAGUUCAGGGGACCAGCUGGAUCAAUCCCAGGAUAGUGAGGAGCAGAAGGAGGGAGGGUACAACCUGAGGAGCAUGUUCAAAGAUGUCCGGACCUCCUCAGAGGGUGCCAAUGGGGUUGUCCCAAAUGUGGGGAAGCGAAGGAAGAGUGUGACCAUAUUUGGGCUGAGGCGGGGCAGUGAAACUGUUGGCAUUAAAGAGGUGGCGGGGACAGGUCGGGAAGCCGGAGGUGUUCAAUUUGCCAUUCAGAAGGAACCUGUCUUAUUGGAGGAGCUGGUACAAGCACAGAACAUUGAGACUGCUUCUGAAUGUGGUACUAAAUGGGGUUCUACACCCGGAACUGAGCCCUCACAGACUGAAAUGCCUGCUCCACUGCAAAGUGAGGUUGAAACAUCAGGUUCUGUUAAUUCUCCCUCUUUUCCAAGUAAGCAACAGACCCAUGACUUUAGCUCUGCUCCUGAACCUCGUAUGAACCUCAUAAUUAAACCUUCAGUUGGGAGUACGGCAACUUCCGCCCUCAGCUCAUUUCUCAUUUCAUCUCCCACUAUGCUCGGACAUACAUAUACUGCAACAGAGAAACAGGGACAUGCUGGAGACAAAAUUAUGAAAAAUGAACAGGAUUAUGAUCCUGGGCCUCUUCAGACCUCCACACCAACUAUCCCCAUGACAGUAUCUAUUCCAGGUUUCACCCCUGUCAUUCCUACUGGUCAGAGUGAAUCCUGUUUGAGCACAGUUUUUCCAGUCAUCCAGACUCCCCCUUACCCAAGCUCCAGCCCAGAUCCGGAACACGGCUUUGGUGCUAGCCUAGCUUUUAUAAAUUUAGGCUCAUCACCUCAGUCUUCAUUCCCAAUCAAGACCCCACCUUCAAUCUCUUUGUUGAAAACUCCUACAUCACCUCAGACUGUUAUGUCUAGCCCUGCACUAAGCUCAAGAAAUAAACCACCAGAGAGUAUAAAAACAGCUCGUUCAACUGCCCUCACUCCAAGUCCCAAACUUCCAUUAGGUCAAGCGAUGUCAAGCCAAUCUAAUAUCGCCAGUUCAUUAGAAGCCCAAACUCCCUCACCUGCUCUUAGUGGUAGCCCCAAACUUACCACUUUUCCAGUAUCAUCACAACAACACAACAUCACAACUCUCUCCUUUUCUCCAGCUGACCAAAACCCAGAUUUAUUAACUUCAACUCCUCUGCAGUCAGAAAGUGUCAUGUCGGUAAAAUCUGUGACCAUAGGCGAUAUGGUUUCAAGCCCACUAUCUAUAAAGGAAGAAAAGCAAGCCAGAAUCCCAAAUACAGAAGAGAAGACAGAAAAAAAGAUGGUUGGGAUUCUCAAAACAGCUGAACUUCUACCAGUGGAGGGAGGUGUUAAAGGCCUUGUCCUUUCCUUUCCCUCUGAUCCGGUUCAUAAAGAUGGACUGAGCAGUUUGCAACCGUCUCCCUCCAGCCCACUGUCGACAGCCGCAUUAGGAGGGAGCAGAAUAAGUAGUAUGACCAUCUUCAAAGCCAGCCCUGACAGCAAGAGAGAGUUUUCUGUUGUCACUAUGAUGGAGGAUGAAGAGUACACUUCAUUAACAAAAGACCAGAAAAGAGAAACAUGUAAAGAAAAAGAAGAAAUGGUGGAGAUGGAAGAUAUAAAAGACUGCAAGGUGAUGCAGUUGCAAGAAGCAGAGCGAGAGAGGGAGGAGGUGGAGAAGACGGUAGAUGCUCAGUUGAUUCAGGACUAAGAGGUACAUUCUCAAGAUGGUGAAAGCUGAAGCCAUGUGAUAAUCCAAAUAGUCUUGGAUUAUUAUUAUUAUUACACUCAGCUGACUAUAGGAAAGGAAGGCUUUUGAUGAUAUAAUACAUAAUGAACACACCUUUGCUCAUUUAACCACAGCUAAGAAUAUAUUGCACUAAGCAGGUUAGGGUCAGUUGUGGAAACUCCCAGAUUUUGACAAAUGACAUACACUUUACUACACAGCUAACCUUUUAUAUAACAUGCUUUUGGGUUUUUGCCUUUUCUAGCAAUACUAGUCACAUGGCUAUAGGGAUAUAAAUGUCAUUUGGCUUUAGUCGAGGCUAAAAUAGCUCAACUAUCAAUCAUUGGCCUAUGGUUAUCUUGGGUGAUGAAUCGUUAUGAUGUUGAGAGAUUCCCACAUUAUUCGAUCCAACAACCUCGGUUGUUACUUGUGCUAUCCUCUGGAGUCUCCAUGAGGUUUACAUGAAUGAUUAUUAUACCUCAACAACUGCUUCUGACACAUUUGCUUCUGACACAUAUGUACCCUUCAUGAUGAAGUUUAUGAGUGUUUGACAUGUCACCUGGCACCAUGAUCAGGUCAAUAAUUCCAGUACAACAGUACUCAAAGUCUGGGGGCCCUGGAUACUGUAGAGAUUAUUGCUCAAAUACAUCUAAUAGAAAGAGCUUGUUGUAGUUUUUUAAGUGAUAUUCUAUACUGGACCAAAGUGGUGGUCUGACCAGCUGACUGAAGGGCUGACAAACUACCAAUUCCAAAGAUUGUUAUUGAAAACGUGUAUUUAGUUUCGAAAGCACUGCUGACAAUUUACAUGUUGCAUUGAUGCAGACUUGAUGCCUACUUUCAUGGAUCAACUCAAGGAACCCAGGAUUCUUUUAGUAUAUUAUUCAUAAACAUGACUUACUUGGAAAAAUACAUUAUGUCUAAAAUAAUACAGGAUUAAUUUAGAAAGUGGUCAGCAAUUAUGUAAAAUACUGCUAUACUAAAAAGGUAAACUUGUCACAAUUUUAUGGCAAAUUUCUUGAGUUGUUUUAUGAUGAAAGAAUAUCAUUUUUUGAUUUACUCACCUUGCCUUUUUUGAUUCCUAGUUGGUGACUACUACUAAUGAUAUGCACAACCACAAUGAUGAUUGUUUAAACAACACAUACCCAGGCAUGAUAAUGUGGUGUCCCAUAGGCUAUGUGAAAAAAUCUCUUAGACUACAGAGUUAUGAACCUUCCACAGAAUAAAACUCUGCAGUCCUCAAAGCUGUGAAACUAUAAAUAAUAUAGACAAUACAUUUUAAAAUAAGAUAUGUAUUUCUAAUUAUGAUUGACAAGUCUGACAGUAAAGCAUAUACGCAACAGGUGAUGUUGUGCAUUGGUAAGUGUAGCAGAACUCUCCUCUGAUGACUUUUGGUCCCCCUCAUUUGCGAAUAUAUUGAGCAUAAUGAGAAAUACAAGAACACACCAGUGUCUGGCAAACUUCAUUCUGUGAUUCCAGUUGACAGAGCUGUCUUUUACAGGCGUAUGGCACUUUAUAUAAAGUCUUUAUACACAGCUUAACAUAUCAUCUUCAAUGUACAGUGUAACUAUAUACUCUAAUGCCUCUGUUAUUGUUGCGGUCAUGUGGUUAAACAGUAUAUCCUGUAAUAACAAUCUUAAGUCAUAUGCCAGAGAACAGAUUGUGUAUGUCCAUUUUGACACAGAUCUAAGUAAAAUAUUUUUUUACAAGUAUAGGAUAUUUAUUAUCAACACUGUCCAACGCAAAACUCUCAAGCUCUUAUGUUCCAACAGUGGACAUAAUACUCUGCUGUGUAAAACUUGCAUCCUCACAACUAGAGAGACAAUCAUCUGUCUGUUUUCCCACGAUCCAAAAUACAAUGUAGUCCUGUCAUUUCCCCUACUGUUGGUCAUGUAAUAAUCUUAGUUUUGUUGUGCUCUUGUUGUCAGUGCAGGUGAACAAAUUGCCCUUAACAGGUCAAAUUAGGAGUUGGCUAGACAAUAUUUAUGUAUUUCUAAUUCUAAUGAACAAAAACUUUAGAAAUUAAUUUCUGUAUAGGGAGUCGUAUUUUUCCUACUUUUGUCAUGAGCAUGGUGACAUCAUAGAUAUGUAGUUAUUCAGAUCUGUAUUUAUUUAGAUUUGUACUGGCUGUCAUUCAGUGUGUAUACAUUCCAGCCUCUGUAGACUGAUUUAAUACUAAUUGAAAAUAAGUAGUUUACUAGACAAAGUUCAGAGGUUUCAAGUAUGAGGUCAAUGUCAUUUCCUGCCUUCAUGAGAAAGCAACUAGAGAAUUUAUUCUGUCCUAACUUUUAUCUCACUCUCUGUCUUCAAUGAAUCAUCAUGUUUACCAUCUUAACAAUCUUCAUGUUAAUAUCCUUGACUUGUGUCAAGAUGUUUGUUACCCUGUCCACUUGUUUGUUUGUCGGGUUGAUGGAUGUUAGUUUGUCAGGAUUGCACAGAGACUACUGAAGGGAGCUCCAUGGAACUUUGUGGAAGGAUGGGACACGAGAGAGUUCUUUAAAUGUGAACAACGGGGCAUAUCAAAUGUUUUUCUCUUUCUUUAACAUCGUGAGAUAGGGCAUUUGUUUUGACAUUUUCACCAUUUCCCAGGAAAUAAUGAAUGGGUCUUUAUGGGAAAAAAGGAACAGAUAUUUAUAUAUGUGUAUUUUGAUGUGAUAAUGGAAUUUAAGGGGACUUUUUGCCUGUGGCAGUAGUAUGUGCCUCAUUGAGUGCCAUUCUAUUUUUGAACUGUGCUCAUGGUUUGCAUGUCAACUUUGCUGGUUGCUAAACAAACCACAGCAGCUGGUGUGUGUGCCCCGUUUAACCAGUUGAAUAGUUAACCAUACCAAUAUGUAUAAUUGGUGAAUGCUAAAGGUAAAUGUGAAUAAAGAGGACAAUAGAUAUUUUCUUUGAACUUGCCCGAUGCAGCUACAGUCACUUAAGAAGCUUAAGAAAUGUAUAGAUGCAUCAUAUAUGUAUUACACUGCACUGAAAAUAUAGAAUAAAUAUGAAAUGUCCUAACAGGGCAGCAAUCAGCAUAUCAGCCAUAUUAUGUUCACGAAAGAGAACAAUGUGAAACCAAUUACUUGUCAAUAAAGAACAGAUUGCUUAUAUUA